This is a messenger RNA of Tyto alba (common barn owl), 2094 nucleotides long. RefSeq names its product M-phase phosphoprotein 10 (gene MPHOSPH10). Gene Ontology annotation, cellular component: small-subunit processome; sno(s)RNA-containing ribonucleoprotein complex; Mpp10 complex. The record is from RefSeq and is a predicted model, not a curated record. Gene Ontology annotation, biological process: rRNA processing. The transcript is spliced from 11 exons. The coding region runs from base 52 to 2040 and encodes 662 amino acids. NCBI's taxonomy places the organism in Eukaryota, Metazoa, Chordata, Aves, Strigiformes, Tytonidae.
GUCUCCGGGGAGGCGGUGCCGAGUUCUCCACGCCAGGUGGCCGGCGGGAAGAUGGCGGCUGUCAGGGGCUUGGAGGCGUGCCUCAGGGUGGCGGGCGCCGCCGCGGCGCGCCCGGAGCGGUUCCUCAGUGUGCAAGAUGGACUGGCUGCUGACUUCAGAACAUUAACAAAGACUCUCUAUGACUUGAAUAAAGCUCUGGGCAGUAAUGUAGUUUGUGGGGGUCCUCUAAAAGAGCUGGUGAUAGAAAAUUUUGAUGAAGAACAGAUUUGGCAACAACUAGAGCUCCAGAACAUUGCAGUACUCGAUUUGUUCAAGAAAGCCAUUGCAAGGGAUGCCAAGGAUGAAGAUCUUUGCCUUCUCUCAGACCUGGAAGAGGAUGGCUCUUAUGCAGACACCAGCGACCAGGAAUUGGAAGAUGACAGAAUGGAAGCAGAAACUGAACAGAAGAAUGUUUAUACAAAAGGUAAAACUAAAGCUAAAGAAAAGCAAAGUAAAUUCAGAGAAAGCAUAAUGCAGAAAUACAGUGAUGAAGAUUCUGAUAUUGACUUUGAUAUUGGAGCACUGGAGCAACAAACUAAAACAGCCAAGGGAAACACAUUGAAAAAAAUGGCAAGAAAAUCUAUAGUGGAUGACAAGUUUUUCAAGCUGGCUGAGAUGGAAGCUUUUUUAGAACAUGCAGAGAAGGAAAACAGGGAGGAGGAUGAAGAUAUUGAUUAUUUCGAAGACAUCAUUUCAGAUGAGGAAGAAGAGUCUGAAGAAGCUAAAGUCAAACUAACUAAAAGUUCUAGAGACUUGACAUACAAAGAUUUCUUUGAUCCAGUUGAUGACGAUGAUUUAAUAGCUAAUGAUGUUGAAGAUGAUCAGGAAGAGGAAGCAGACAGUGCUGCUGAAGAGCAGAAUGAAGAAAGCAUGUCUGAGGUUGAGGAUAUGAAUGAAAUGAUGAUGGAGAAUAUAAGAAGUAAAGGAGCCUCUAAAAAAGUUACUUUUAGUUUGCCAGAUGACAGCGAAACAGAAGAUGUUAUUGAUAUGCAAUUAGAGAAGGGCGUUGAUCCCAGUGAAAUAAAGUCUUCUUUUGAGAAGAGACAGGAAAAGAUGAGCAAAAAAAUAAAAAGUUUGGAAGAACAGUUGUUAGAGGAGAAACCUUGGCAGCUUAAAGGAGAAGUGACAGGACAAAAACGACCUGAAAACAGCCUUUUGGAGGAAACAGUACUUUUUGACCAUGCAGUCCGAAUGGCACCUGUGAUCACAGAAGAAAUUACUUUUCAGCUUGAAGAUAUCAUUAAACAGAGAAUAUUGGAUGAGGCAUGGGAUGAUGUAGUACCAAAAGAAAAACCUAAAGAGGAGGCUUUUGAAUACAAGAAACGUAUCACCUUGGAUCAUGAAAAGAGUAAACUAAGUCUCGCUGAGAUCUAUGAGCAAGAAUACAUAAAACUUCACCAGCAAAAGACUGAAGAGGAGGAAAAUCCUGAACACAAAGAAAUUCAGGAAAUGAUGGAUUCACUCUUCCUGAAGCUGGAUGCACUGUGUAACUUCCACUUCACACCCAAACCACCUGUGCCAGAAGUCAAAAUAGUUUCGAACCUUCCAGCUAUAAGUAUGGAAGAAGUAGCACCUGUUGCUGUUAGUGAUGCCGCUCUCUUAGCACCAGAGGAGAUUAAGGAAAAGAACAAAGCUGGUGAUGUAAAAACAGAUGCAGAAAAGACUCCCACAGACAAAAAACGAGAACGAAGAAAGAAAAAGAUUCGUAAACGUAUGAAGCAAAGAGAAAAGGAGAAACGUCAAAAGCUGCUUGAAAAGCUUAAACCAGAACAAGGCACAAAGCUUAGCAAAAAAGCUGCUGCAGCAAAAUUAAAAAGACUUACAAAAGAAGGCAAAGCAUCUCUGCUCAAGGAUGAAGGUAAAGACAAGGUCUUGAAAUCAUCCCAGGCCUUCUUUUCUCAACUGCAAGAUCAAGUAAAACUGCAAAUCAAAGAUGCAAACAAAAUAAAGAAGAAAAAGAAGCAGCAGAAAGCCCUCUCUGUUCACAAACUGAAAUUGUAAUUUGCCUUUUUCUAGAAAUUGUAUCUUGUAUAUAUUAAAUUGUUUUUACAUGAA